Messenger RNA from Coprinopsis cinerea okayama7#130, 1698 nucleotides. RefSeq lists its product as hypothetical. NCBI's taxonomy places the organism in Eukaryota, Fungi, Basidiomycota, Agaricomycetes, Agaricales, Psathyrellaceae. The record is from RefSeq and is a predicted model, not a curated record. The transcript is spliced from 5 exons. The coding region runs from base 1 to 1698 and encodes 565 amino acids.
AUGGACUUCAAGUAUAGCCCUCCGGGCAACUCCCCCGAGCUUGUAACAAACAUGUUUACCGAUCUCGACAACUUCGACGGGGCCACGAUGCAACAAUUCAUGUACUAUCUCUCUUCUCGUCUUCGGGGGGCGGGUCUCGCAUACGCCCACCAAUUCGCAAAAUUGACCAUCGAUCAAAGGGCGGAAUUUCUCAGAAUUCUCUUCGAGGAAGUGACUUGGGUAACCACCCUCUUUGGAUUUGCGGCCGCCCGUUUUCCAACCAUAAAGCCCGGCGACACUCAUCGAGAAUUGACUUCCCUUGUCGCCUACCUCCGCUUUGGUGACCCAAUGCCUAUCCUUGCCGCAUGCACCGCCAACAACGAGGAAGUACCCGACCGUCUUCUCGCACAUUUUGAAUGCAAUUGGUGGGAACCCUUCGACCCCACAAAAAAUUGGGAUGCCAGCAACGUAUCAUUUAUCGCAAAGACAUUUCGCCAUCAGCGCCAUUUUCUUCUCCCGCUCAACAAGCCCCCGCUUCCCAGCAACCGCCUGGCGGACCUGAGCACCAGGCAACUCGCCCAAUGCGCUGACUCCAUCGCCAAAUGCUCCGAAAUCGUCGCCAAAGAUAUCGACCUCACCGCACGAGAAAUUUCUAAGGCGGUGAAUCUCUUCUGCCGUUGGAAAGCCCUCUGCGUCAAGGCUAGGCUAGAAGAGGACCGUCGCCGACAUGCAGCUCGGGUUGAGGGACUUAGCAAACAUGGGCUGUCGCGGGAUGUGGUGGCGGAUGUCUUGGCCGACGUUCUUGCCUGCAUGCCUAAACCGAUAUCUUUCGCCACUUUGUCUGAAGAUGAAUGGAUUUCUUUUCAUGAUUUCGUCGCGAUCAGACUACAAUUGGCAUUCACAGCCUUCGCCCGUGACCCUACCGGCCGCCUUUGGAAAUCCCGACAAAACCAAUUUACUGCAGAGUUCCUACAGGCGUUGCAUUUCGUUGGGAUGUCCCAAAUGUUUCCGAUGGGCGACUACGUGAACGAGUUCACCGCCAAGCUAGUUGAGGAUUGGGACGUCAUUUUCGACGAGGUAGAAAAAGGGUCCCGCCCCGACUAUUCAAAGGCGGAAGGAUGGCUUAUAGAUCCACUGCCAUUCCAUGAGGUGAUGCCGCUGGCCUGGUGGAAGUGGAAUGGUAUUGACCUGGAAGAGGAUACAGCCGCUGGUCACCCGCCCCCAAAGCACUUGAACGGCAUACAGGAGUCCUUAACCGCCUGGAGGGCUUAUUGCACUCUCCUUACCUCUCAGGGUCCGUCCGUCAGUUACACGCCAGACUAUACCGACUCGAUGGCCGACUGCCUGCAAGGACUGGCUAGUUAUCGCGAUGGAGCGGCCGACAUGUUAGACAGCAACUCUCAGUCGGUGAUUCCAACCCUUCAGGCCGCGGUCAACCGCAUUUCGGACAUCUGCCUCUACCCACUCUAUCUGGGGUGGCAUCACAUUGGCUCCAGGGAAACCACGCUCGCUCGACGGAAAGAAUAUUACAGGAGGCGGGAAAUAAGCGGCAUUUCUGAACGCGGCAAUUCCGUCAGAUCCGCCCCCGCCCGAUUGAAUACCGCCACGUUGGCAGCAGAAUUGCCCGCCCGAUGGAAUACCGCCACUUCGGAAGCGCAAUUCCCCGCCCUGAAAACGCCGCAUCUCCAAGAGGACAGCUCAGGCAGCGUUACCAUUUAG